AUGAGCCCAAAAACUCCUGUUGUUGGCCUCCUCGGGGGCGGGCAGCUAGGGAGAAUGCUUUGCGAGAGCGGGGCCCCUCUUGAUGCUCAGAUUGCCGUUCUCGACGCCGAAAAUUGCCCGGCCAAGCAAAUCAACAACAAUCGCCAUCAUGUCACCGGUUCAUUCAAAGAUCCUGUCAAGAUCAAAGAACUCGCUGCCAACUGCGACAUUCUCACGGUUGAGAUUGAGCACAUUGAGACUGAGGUUCUCGAGGAAAUUGACACCAAUGGCGUACAAGUUCGCAACGCUGAUGGGACCACGACAAACAAAAAGGUCGCCAUUCACCCCUCCUGGAGGACUCUUCGUCUUGUUCAGAACAAGUACGAACAAAAGGAGUAUUUAAAAAACCAAGGAAUCCCAAUCGCUGAACAAAUGGCAAUUGAAUCUGGCGACGCCAUGCUUGCUUCGAUGGGGGAAGCCUCCGAAAAGUUUGGCUUUCCCUGGAUGCUGAAAGCCCGAAAGGACUCCUAUGACGGCAGGGGAAACUUCAAAAUCUCCAACCAAAAAGAUCUAGAGCAGGCAGUCAAGGAAUUCGGCAAUUUAUCAUGUUAUGCCGAGAAAUGGGUCCCAUUUGAGCUGGAACUAGCCGUCAUGGUCAUCCGAACAGAAGAUGAUAGCGGCAAGAUGAAGCGUGUUGUUCCUUAUCCUGUUGUCGAGACGGUCCACGAGGAUAACAUCUGUUCAAAGGUCUUCAUGCCCCCGCGAAAUGUAUCCGAGAAUGUGUGCAAAAAGGCGCAAAAGGUUGCGACAUCUGUGGUCGAGAAGCUUUGGGGCAGAGGUGUCUUUGCCGUCGAGAUGUUUUUGACAAAGGAAGGUGAUAUAAUCUUCAACGAGUGUGCCCCUCGACCCCAUAAUAGCGGCCAUGCCUCCAUCGAGUCUGUCCCGUACAUGUCCCAGUUCAAGGCUCAGCUGACUGCCAUCCUCGAUGAGCCCCUUCCCGAAGUUUUAGAACCACACGUCUCGUCCAGCAUUAUGAUCAAUAUUCUGGGCGGCGCUGACCCAGACUCUCACCUGCCUCUUGUCGAGAAAGCCAAGUCCAUGUAUGGCAGCAGGACAGCCGUCUAUGUGCACCUCUACGGCAAAGAGUCCAAGCCCAGCCGCAAGAUUGGACACAUUACGGUCACUGGUUUCGGUUCAAUUAAGGAUUUGGAGGCGUUUGCUCAGCCAUUGCUCAAAAUGGUAGACGCCAUUCGCCAGGAACGACUUCAGGCAUCAAGCAAAGCAUUACGUGUUCAAGCUGCUCCUACCCCGGGCAACCCAAAGGUAGCCAAGGGAAAUCCUCUUGUCUUGGUGACCAUGGGCUCAGAUUCCGACCUUCCCGUGCUCAAGGCUGGUAUAGACAUCCUAAAUCAGUUUGGCGUUCCCUGGGAAGUUGAUAUUACCUCCGCACACCGAACGCCUGCCAAGAUGGCGCAGGUUGCCAUCGAUGCGGCAGAUCGCGGGAUUAAGGUGAUCAUCGCAGCGGCUGGCGGUGCAGCUCAUUUACCCGGCAUGUUGGCAGCGUACACACCUCUGCCUGUCAUUGGUGUGCCAGUCAAGGCUACGCACCUGGAUGGAUUGGACUCCCUUCUCAGCAUUGUCCAGAUGCCGCGCGGUGUGCCCACUGCAACCGUGGCAAUCAACAAUUCCACUAAUGCUGCCUUGCUCGCCAUCCGAUUUCUUGGCGCCUUUAUCCCAGAUCUACUGGAAAAGAUGAAGAAGUACCAGCUGGAGAUGGAGCAUCAGGUCAAAGACAAGGCCACCACGUUGAGGGAUAUUGAUGUGGAUGCAUAUCUGGCAAAGAUGGGCAAAAAAUAA
Metarhizium brunneum ARSEF 3297 is the source of this 1836-nucleotide messenger RNA. It is a transcript of the gene ADE2, whose product is annotated as Phosphoribosylaminoimidazole carboxylase. The record is from RefSeq and is a predicted model, not a curated record. Gene Ontology annotation, molecular function: ATP binding; phosphoribosylaminoimidazole carboxylase activity; metal ion binding. Lineage: Eukaryota; Fungi; Ascomycota; Sordariomycetes; Hypocreales; Clavicipitaceae. Gene Ontology annotation, biological process: 'de novo' IMP biosynthetic process.